AUGAUCUACGACAACAUCCUCCAGACAAUCGGUAACACACCAAUGGUUCGCAUCAACCACCUUAACCCAAACCCAAAGGUCGAAAUGUACGCCAAGCUUGAAGGUUUCAACCCAACAGGCUCUGUUAAGGAUCGUAUCGCCCUCAAGAUGAUCGAGCAAGCCGAAUUAGAAGGCAAGCUCAAGCCAGGCAGCACAAUCAUCGAAGCUACAUCUGGUAACACAGGUAUCGGUCUUGCUAUGAUCGGCCGUGUUAAGGGCUACAAUGUCAUCAUUGUUAUGUCAGAAGGUGUUUCUCUUGAACGCCGUAAAAUGAUCAAGGCCUUCGGUGCUGAUAUCAUCCUUACAGACAAGAAGCUCGGCACAGAUGGCGCCAUCAGAAAGGUCGCUGAAAUCCUCAAGGAGAACCCAGGAAAGUACUUCAACCCUAACCAGUUCUCUAACGAGUACAACAAGAUCGCUCACUACAAGACAACAGCAGAAGAAAUCUGGGCUCAGACACAGGGCAGAGUUACACACUUCGUCGCUGCUGUCGGCACAUCCGGCACACUUAUGGGUGUUGGCAAGAACCUUCGUGAGAAGAACCCAGACAUCAAGAUCGUCGAAGCUCAACCAACAAAGGGUCACUACAUCCAGGGUCUCAAGUCCAUGGAAGAGGCUAUUGUUCCAGCUAUCUACCAGGCUGACAAGAUCGAUGAGCACAUCCUCAUCGAAUCCGAAGAGGCUUUCGCUAAGGCUCGUGAAAUCGUUGCCAAGGAAGGUAUCUUCAUCGGCAUGAGCUCUGGUGCUGCUAUGCUCGCCGCUCAGAAGCUUGCUGAGAAGCUCGAUCACGGUGUUAUUGUUGUUCUCUUACCAGACCGUGGUGAGAAGUAUCUUUCUACAAAGCUCUUCGACACAGAAUAA
Messenger RNA from Trichomonas vaginalis G3, 900 nucleotides. Its product is annotated as cysteine synthase family protein domain-containing protein. Lineage: Eukaryota; Parabasalia; Trichomonadida; Trichomonadidae. The record is from RefSeq and is a predicted model, not a curated record. Gene Ontology annotation, molecular function: cysteine synthase activity. The transcript has a single exon. Bases 1 to 900 code for a protein of 299 amino acids. Gene Ontology annotation, cellular component: cytoplasm.